CGCAAUGGCUCGUUGGUCUAGGGGUAUGAUUCUCGCUUUGGGUGCGAGAGGUCCCGGGUUCAAAUCCCGGACGAGCCCUUGGUUUUUAAGGCUCUGGGUUAGUGAUCAGAAGGUCGAGGGUUCAAGCCCCAGCACCACCCAGCUGCCACCGCUGGGCUCCCAGCUCCCCCUGCCCCAGGGGGGCCGCAUCAUGGCCGACCUCCAGCCUCCUAACGAGCUGAGAUAUACAAUGUAUAUGUGGCAAAUAAAUAACUAAAGGCUUCAAUACGCCCUGUAAAAAAAAAUAAAUAAUCAUCAUCGUACUAGCAUUAAAACUGGAUUGCUUUGACGUGAAUAUUCCCGCGUUCUGCAUUUCGAACACGCUCGUGCGUCUCCCAGCAGCAGCCAAUCAGAUCCUGCCAUGUUGGGAAAGUCUGACCAAUCACAGCUCACCCCACGGAGAAAAACUUGUGUGUUUUGUGUGGCUAAGCGGCAUUGUGUUGAUGCUGGGCAAGCUGGGACUGAGCUGUCACCGUUUGUUGGGGCGAAAACGUCGCGUUUGGUCCUAACAUGACUGAAAUGAGCGUGCUGAGUGACGCGAGCUGACUCUUCAGCCAUGUAACAUGCAGCAUGUUUGCCGGCGAGAGCAGUGCAGGAGGAAGUGCUGGACAAUAGAUCAGCGAGGUGUGUUUCCGUGUUUGCGCGUCAGUGUGCCAGGAGGAGGAGGAGGAGGAGGAUUCCCACUAACAACUUCUGGCGCGUGCUCUCUUUCACAUUCCUCCACUGUCAUACUUCACCUCAUCCAGAUAUCACUCUGAUAAAUACACGCUACUGUUCACUGCGGGGAGGGGGUGCUGUAUUAAUUAUGAUGAACUGGGAAAAACUCAGAGCCUAAGCAGGAGCUCAGUACCAGUGUAGACUCUGUCGUGUUGAUUGCAGCGCCUCAUGUUGUGAAGCGAUUUGCAUAAGGACUUCCGCCCCUGCCUGCCUUUGACUUGUGCACCGAGCGCCAAGCCGCUGAAGCGAUGCCGCACGCUGACACCCUCCGAGCCGGCACAACACCCUGCUGAUCCGUGCCAGAUGUGUCCUGGAAGGCCGUAAUGAUUUGGCUGUGUUCAGAGUGGAUUUGCAUGCACUGGAAGGACGGGAUGUGACAGUGUAACUCGUGGAGGCGGAUCUUCUUGACACCGUGUAUUCAGUUGACUAUCCUGAAGGGACUACACACGAUGUUCGCCUCCUCUCUGUGGAACUAUAGAGAUUAUUUGGUUUGAGGCCGGACUCUUUAAACCGCACUGGAUGCAUAGUAACCUGCUUUUUGGGGCUGUUUUUGUGCACCUGGCUGGAAGAGAUGUUCCUGAAAUGGCAAUUCUUCCUCAGUACUUCACACUUUUGUCUUUGGGACUUGACUUAGGAAGUAACUGAGGUGUUAGUUAAGAUAAUAGAGCGGCUUAAAAAAAAAAUAAUAAUAAUUUUUAUCAGACUAGCACACAAAUCUGUAAACAGGCUAGUCAUUAAUGCAAUGAUGUUUUUUUUUUUUUUUUGAAGAGUCAGUCUGGCGCAGUAUGAGCCAUUUUGGACCGAGUUUGGCUUCUUAAACAGGCUUUUAAUGUUAAAUACAGACUUCUCUGAGACCCAGAGAGACUCUGCAGGACAUUUUUAAUUAAAGUAGUUGUGUAUGUGUUGUUUUUCGAGCUAAUACACAGCGUUAGCGUCUAUGCGCUGGUGUUGUGACUGUGGUGUCUGGCCUCGCUUUGUGGGGAAUUAAGGCGACACUUUCCCCGACACUUUGGACAGCAACGCUGGCUUGAUUCUUCCAGAAAAUUCACUAAGCCCUGUUUUUUUUUGUGUGUGUGUGUGUGUGUCUGUGGGAGGAACAGAAAGCUUUUGGUCUUUCCAUCAUGUCUCACUUGUCUGGGUUAGCACUCGCUUUGCUACGUGGACUGCUCAUCUGUGCGCUUGUGGGAUUAGAGCUGAGCUUCUCAGGAGCUCUGGCUUCUCCAGACACCAGCAUCGUGUCACCUCCAGAUCCGUGUCUGACUGUGAUCCCACCCUGCAUGAACGAAGCUGAUCGUUUCAGCCUUGAGGCACUGCGGCACAUCCACAAGCAGCUGGAUGAUGACAACGAUGGCGGCAUCGAAGUCAAUGAGAGCGUGGAGUUCAUCAUCGAGGACAUGAAGCAGCAGCAAACGAACAAACACAGCAACCUGCACAGAGAGGACCAGCACAUUACUGUAGAGGAGCUGUGGAAAGGAUGGAAGACGUCUGAAGUUCAUAACUGGACGAUGGACGAUGCAGUCCAGUGGCUGAAAGAAUCGGUAGAGCUUCCACAGUACGAAACAAACUUCAGAGAGUUCAGAGUUAAUGGCAAUACGCUACCUCGAAUAGCGGCUAACGAACCUUCGUUUAUGUCAUCACAACUAAAGAUAUUAGAUCAACGACAUAAACAGAAAUUAAAUUUGAAGGCGCUGGAUGCUGUGCUGUUUGGACCACCAUUACGGCCACAGCAUAACUGGUUGAAAGACUUUGUCCUCAUGGUGUCCAUCAUCAUCGGGGUAGGAGGCUGCUGGUUCGCCUAUGUGCAGAACAAGUCCUCCAAAAUCCACAUCUCGCGCAUGAUGAAGGACCUGGAGAGCCUGCAGAGCGCUGAACAGAGCCUGAUGGAGCUGCAGAGCAGACUGGAGAAGGCACAAGAGGAGAAUCGCACGGUGGCAGUGGAGAAGCAGAACCUGGAGCAGAAGAUGCGAGAUGAGAUCAAUGGUGCAAAGAGGGAAGCUCACCGACUGCGAGAGCUCCGCGAGGGAGCCGAGUGCGAACUCAGCCGACUCAAAUACGCCGAGGAGGAACUGGUGCAGGUGCGUGUGGCAUUAAAGCGAGCAGAGAAGGAGUUACAGUCAGAGCGGUCAGUUCCCGAAGCCUUACAGAUGUGGCUGCAGCUCACACACGAGGUGGAGGUCCAAUACUACAACAUCAAAAAACAGAAUGCUGAGCUCCAGCUCACUGUUGCCAAGGAAGAGGCAGAGAAGAUAAAAAAGAAGAGAGGUUCUGUGUUUGGUACUCUGCAUGUAGCUCACAGUUCGUCACUGGAUGAGGUUGACCACAAAAUACUUGAAGCCAAGAAAGCCCUGUCUGAGGUGACAGCAUGUCUGCGUGAGCGUCUUCAUCGCUGGCAGCAGAUUGAAAGAUUGUGUGGGUUCCCUGUGGUGCAGAACUCAGGUCUGCCAAGCUUGAGUGCAUCACUCUACUCCGAGCACAGCUGGGUGGUGAUGCCACGUGUCUCACUGCCCCCGUACCCCAUUGCAGGGGGAGUGGACGACGUGGACGAGGACACGCCCCCCAUCGUCCCACAGUUUAACUCUCCACUGGCUCGUCCUCCUCUGCUGCGUAACAGCAGUUUGUGUCGCUCUCGGCGGAGUCUCCUUUCCCAUCAAGCUUCUCUUGUCUCGCCCGAUCCUGACCUGCUGUCUAUGGCCUCAGCACCAGGCGUCUACAGACCAGAGCCAGAUGACGAACACAUUUUUUUCAGCAUUGACACAAAAAGAGACUCUCAGGACACAUGUUCAGAUUCAGACUCUCUAAGUUCCUCCCUGGGAAGGAAGCAGUUUUCCAGCUCCUGCACUCAAGGAGCAGAAACGCCGCAGCGCAAGAUCUCCCGCGAUGAGCUCCUCUUGUUGGCUCAGGAAGCACAAGCCACUGCCUUGGAAGCCACCAUCUCGUCACCACCUCCAGCUUCAUCGACCGCUGACCCCACCUCAAUCCACAAGGGCUCACCUGACCUCACCCGUUCUGCUAUCCCAGAAUCACAGAGUUUGACCUUUCACCCUGCCACUAAGGUGGCAGCUUAUAACGGCAUGCUGGAGAAGUCAUACAGCUUGGGCCAGUUGUCUGCUGGCGGGACGCCCCCAGAGGGACGUUACACUUCCCUAAGCUCUCUAGACAUGGAUGGAAAGACAAGCAAAGAGGCCAAACAGCUCCUGUCUUCCUCCAGUCCCCCAGACUCCUGCGACAACCCUGAGAAAAAGCGCUCAAAAAUCAAGAGCUUAUUCAAGAAGAGCAAAAAGCAAUGAAGGAAAAGAGAGGAAAAUUAGACGAAGACAUGAAAAAGCCUUAAAACAAAUGAAAAAUGUAAUGGACUGUCAACCAGAUGCCAAAAUGUUUAGUUCUAUUUUUCUUUCUUUUUUAUAUUUUAUUUUUAUUAAAACAGAAUGUAGCUCCGUCUAGGUGCUAUCCUGGGUUGGAAGCGUUUAUAGUCCACUUGGACUGGCAUGUUGUCAUUCAAACAUCACAAAUGGUCAAAAAUCAAGGGUCAUUUUUGUCAUUUUAAAAUUGUUCACUUCUUUCUACAUUGUGGUUUUAGGGUUGACUGUGAGAGGUGGAUUAUCAUAAAGCACCAAACAAAUAUUAUACUAACAUAAGAUGUAAUACAAAUCCAAGUUAUUCAAAGAAUAACAUACCUUAUCAAAAAAUGUCAUCUCUACUGUAACUUACAUUAUAGGCCAUGUGAGUGGACAGCUGUUCCUUUGAGAAGCUUGUUUGUGUAAGUAAUAAACCAAUAAAAAGUCCUACAUUACAAAUUUAGUCAAAUUUCGAAAUGCUAAUGAUAUAAUUGAAAAUGCUGUAUAUAAUAUACAGGGCAUUGCAUAAAUAUUUGCCUGUCUUUUCCACAUUUUGUAGUGUUACAACUUGGAACUGACAUGGACGUAAUUAGGAUUACACCGAUCAGCCAUUACAUUAAAACCACCUGCCUAAUAGUGUGUAGGUCCCCAGUGUGCCACCAAAACAGCUCUGACUGCUUCCCCCAUCUGGGCUGUUGAUCUCGCCAACGCUAUCAGAGUUACCCUUGGCCUCUUGGGUGAUUCUUUGACUAUUGCCCUUCUUAACCACUUGCUGACAUUUGGUGGAUGACUUUCUUUAGGCAGAAUCGCAGUUGUGCUCUAUUGUAUCCAUUUUUUAAAUAAUGGACUUAAUGCUGCUUUGCAGGAUGCUCAAAGUUUGAGAUAACUAAUUUCACAGCAACAGGAUGAAUACUUACGCAAACUUUUACAUUAUUUAUUUGUAAAUAAUUUUGAAGACUAUAUUGAUUUUUGGGCCCACUUCAAUAUUAUGGGAUAUUUUGUAUGGAUUCAUGACAUAUAAUCCCAAUUAAGCCCAUUUGAAUACCAGGUUGUAACACUACUAACUGUGGAAAAGUUCGGGAGGGUGAAUACUUAGGAAAAGCACUCUAUGUGCAUCUGUCAUUGUCACUGUCUAAUCCUGGUGCCUUUUGCCUAUCCACCUCAACAAUGUCAACUGUUUCCUUAGUUUGUGGAUUAAUAAUGAUAAACAUGAUGAAACAUUACUGAAUUUGUUUUUGUUUGUUGGUUGGUUUUUGAUCAUAGAAGUGAUCAGUUUGGCUCUAGUGUUCUGGAGGUAAAACCAAAAAGAACCCAUAAUUGUGAAGAUGUAGGGUUGAAUGUGGGCUUUCAGCUCUAUGUCAUUUCCUGUUUACUGAUGCCUCAGAGCCCCUGUACUUGACUAAUUACCUUUAAGGUAAGAAAAAAAAAAGGUAAGACAGAGGUAGCACUUAGUCUUAAGCAGACAGACAGUCAUAAUGCCUGAAUAAUACAGUCAUGAGCAUGACGAGCAGAGGCUAUACAAGUAAGAUUUCAGCAAGUACAAAUGAUGGUCUUUUUGAUUUUUCACCAAAUCUUAUGACUUGUAUAACAAAACCUAUAAGUUGUAAAAUUGACUAUGUUAUAAGGGCAUAAUGACUGGUGCAGAUAAAGUGCUACCAAAAUCCUGCUAAAGGUUGUUGCACUACUGCUUUCCUGAUUUGGAAAGGGCUGCUUUUUCGCAGAGUAACAGUAAGUUUAGAUACAUAAGAGAGACGCGCUAAAGAAGUAAUAAAUUGAUGGAGUCAAAAUGAUUUGAUGCAUUUAGAACGCUUCUUAGCUUAUUUAUUCUUCAGUGCAUUCUUUAUUUUUUUUUUUCCCAUGACAACGAUGUUCAGAUAGAUUUUUUUUAAAAACUGUCGAACAUGCAUUUGUAAUGUGUGGAAGGACUCUGUAUUUUAUAUAUGCAUAUGCAAAUUUUAACAACUCAUUAAUAACGCCUAUUCCUUGGACUGAAUGCUCUGUUUCAAGGGCCUAACCAUCACUGUGAUCACAAUCCUCAUCCUAACGCACUGUAAUACAUAGCCUGGCCCUAAACGUAUGUUAUUUUGACAAACAUUGUCACAGGCUUUUAUUUUACUGUUAUUUAUAAAGUGUCUCAUGUAUGAGAAUUUGAGUCAUCCUGAAGCCAUCACUUAAGGAAGGAUAUUGUACAAUCGUGCUGAAAAACGAAAAAUGAUAAAUAUGUGUAAAACAAUACACCUAUUUAACAUAAAAGUGCAACAGACUAUGGGCAUCGAUGUGGGAAAUGUCUAUGGUGUGUAUGCCCUUACAUUAGUUAAACUGUUUUAUGUGUAAGAGGAAACCAGGGCUAAGUAGGUAUGAUCAUAGUGAAAUAUUUCUUAUGAUUUCAGAUGAAUAAAAAUUUGUAUAAGCCACUUUGUUUGACAAGCUAUGAAUGUUUACGCUUACGAUGAAGUACAGGAUUUGUGGUUGUAGCUUUUCUUACAACAUUCGUGUGAGAUCCAACAAAAUCCUCACACGUCCGCACAAUUCUUAUCAAUUUUGAAUUUGAGAAUGUGUUCAUUCAGCUACUGCCUUAAGCUUCAACACUCUACAUGCGCGCACACACAAACACUGCUAUCAUUAAAAAGUCUAAAACCAUCUACACAUUUAGACAGGAAGAGAGGGAAAUCCAGAGUAAGUCCACUCCAUUUCAGUUAGGUCAAAGCUUUGGAGCGAUGUUUCUCCAUCUUGUUCUUGCAGUACCCAGCCACUUCACAUUUUAAUGUUUUCUGAGCUCUAAUGCACCCAUUUAGACUUCAAGAGUGCUUUUAUAAGGCUUUUAUAUUCCAGAUUAUAAGAUGAAUCAGGUGUGUUGAGAGCAGGGAAAACACUAAAUUGUGCUCUGCAGAGAUACUAGAGGACCAGGAUUGGUAUUCCAUUGCAUCACCAUUGCAACAGCAACCCUAUAGAGAUCUUCCUGCAGAGUCGCCUUCUGAAACAUUGAGUAGUUCUACCAGGUUUGUCAUAUUAAGGUUGGAAAUAAAGAUUUGAAUGAAGAUCAUUGAUAUUGCAUCAGUACACCACCAAGAUAGUCUUUCACUGCUGUUUAGUCUGCGUCUUCUGUACUUGCAUAAUGCAAUUUCCUAUCUUACUUAUAUUUAUUAUAAUACUUAAAAAAAUUGGUCCACCUCCUCUGGUACAAUGACUAAUUCAGAGUUCUGAAAAGUUCAGAGGUUCCCAAAUGUUUACAACUUGCAUCCCACAAGACAGGACAGAACCGACCUGACUAUUAAAAAUGCAAUUACAGACAACUGUAACACAAUCAACAUUGGUGAAUAGAGAAAAUAUACGCAGCCUGCAAUGCAGCAUCAGGUCGUAUUGAAUAGGGAAUGAUCUGCCCAAUCAGCUUUUCAUAAAACAUUGGAAAUUUGCACUGUAAACAUAUGAAUGUCAAACUCAGUCGUACUAAAAUGGAGUAACAUUAAAUUAAACGAUUUCAGAUAUUUUCAAAAAUGCAUUCUCUCAUUAGGCUGUGUCAAAACAGUGUGCUGCCUUUAGUAAUAAAAUGUAGUGUGUACUGUCUGUGGCAGCCAUUAGACAGACCAUGACUAGGGCUUUGGCUGGUUUUUAGCAAUUAGGACACGUGCUACUGCUAUUUAUCGCAGUCUUAUUCUGUUAAUACAGUGAAGAAGAAAGCAAUCCUAUAUUACUUACCGUACACAGAAAUUUCAUAGUCCUGUAAAGUGGCACACACAACCCCUUUAUUUCAUACCGUAAGAGUGCACUUAUAUCGGUUCCCCAUUUGGGAUUGAGCACAGGACUAAAUAUGCGUGGAAAUGGUGCUGUUUCCAAAAUACACCCAGCAGCAGGCUUUAGGCUAAUUGGAUAAUGGCUCUUACUGAAAUAAACAGAACAAGUAAUGGACUUUAAUUUUCCUCUUCCACGAGGAGCGCAAAUAUUGCUGAAAUUAAAUAAUAAAGCAAUGUUUACGCAAGACCUAAGUGUUAUUUAAAUGAAAUUUCAUAGGUUUGUAGUUUCUUAGCAUUUAGGCAAUACGGUUGACCAUUGAAUGAUAAAUUGGAAUUCCAAUGUUUCUGUACCAAAUAUUUUUGGUUGACUGAUAAUAGAUUGAACUCCCAGUUUCAGUGCUCACAUAUAUCGAUGAAUGAUAUUGAUAUAAAUGUCAUCCCCCCCACCCCCAAUUUGCUGUGUGAAUAUUUGUAUACUGUACAAAGACUUAAUAAAAAAUGUGGUUUAACACUCAUCAAUAAAGAGCUAAGCUAUUAGACUA
Messenger RNA from Pangasianodon hypophthalmus (striped catfish), 8364 nucleotides. It is a transcript of the gene stim2b, whose product is annotated as stromal interaction molecule 2b. Gene Ontology annotation, biological process: activation of store-operated calcium channel activity; store-operated calcium entry; intracellular calcium ion homeostasis. Lineage: Eukaryota; Metazoa; Chordata; Actinopteri; Siluriformes; Pangasiidae. The record is from RefSeq and is a predicted model, not a curated record. Gene Ontology annotation, molecular function: protein binding; calcium channel regulator activity; calcium ion binding. The coding region runs from base 1878 to 4043 and encodes 721 amino acids. The transcript is spliced from 12 exons. Gene Ontology annotation, cellular component: endoplasmic reticulum; plasma membrane.